Molecule: messenger RNA, 3821 nt
Organism: Pseudopodoces humilis (Tibetan ground-tit)
Lineage: Eukaryota; Metazoa; Chordata; Aves; Passeriformes; Paridae
Gene: ATP6V0A1
Product: ATPase H+ transporting V0 subunit a1
Biological process (GO): proton transmembrane transport; vacuolar acidification
Cellular component (GO): plasma membrane; vacuolar proton-transporting V-type ATPase, V0 domain; vacuolar proton-transporting V-type ATPase complex
Molecular function (GO): proton-transporting ATPase activity, rotational mechanism; ATPase binding
Source: RefSeq, a predicted model, not a curated record
CCGGCUCGGGUCAGGCGGCGGCAGCGGCGGCGGCAGAGGCCGCGGCGGGAGCGGCGCCGCCAUGGGGGAGCUGUUCCGCAGCGAGGAGAUGACCCUGGCCCAGCUCUUCCUGCAGUCCGAGGCCGCGUACUGCUGUGUCAGCGAGCUGGGCGAGCUGGGCAAGGUCCAGUUCCGCGACCUGAACCCCGACGUGAACGUGUUCCACCGCAAAUUCGUCAAUGAAGUCCGGCGGUGCGAGGAGAUGGACCGAAAGCUCCGCUUUGUGGAGAAGGAGAUUAAAAAGGCAAAUAUUCCUAUCAUGGACACUGGUGAAAACCCAGAGGUGCCUUUUCCACGUGACAUGAUUGACCUGGAGGCAAACUUUGAGAAAAUUGAAAAUGAGCUUAAAGAAAUCAACACCAACCAGGAGGCUCUGAAGAGAAACUUCUUGGAGCUGACAGAAUUAAAAUUUAUACUGCGUAAAACUCAGCAGUUUUUUGAUGAGGCUGAAUUGCAUCAUCAGCAGAUGGCGGAUCCAGACCUGUUGGAGGAAUCCUCUUCACUGCUGGAGCCGAGCGAGAUGGGAAGAGGUGCCCCGCUCCGACUCGGGUUCGUGGCUGGCGUGAUCAACCGCGAGCGCAUCCCCACGUUCGAGCGGAUGCUGUGGCGCGUGUGCCGCGGGAACGUGUUCCUGCGCCAGGCCGAGAUCGAGAACCCGCUGGAGGACCCCGUCACGGGGGAUUAUGUGCACAAGUCUGUAUUUAUCAUCUUCUUCCAAGGUGACCAGCUGAAGAACAGAGUCAAGAAGAUCUGUGAAGGGUUCCGAGCCUCCCUCUACCCAUGCCCAGAAACACCUCAGGAGCGGAAGGAAAUGGCUUCUGGUGUCAAUACCAGAAUUGAUGAUCUUCAGAUGGUGCUGAACCAAACCGAGGAUCAUCGCCAGAGGGUUUUGCAGGCGGCCGCUAAAAACAUCCGUGUCUGGUUCAUCAAAGUGCGGAAGAUGAAGGCCAUUUACCACACCCUGAACCUGUGCAACAUCGAUGUGACACAGAAGUGCUUGAUUGCUGAAGUGUGGUGUCCUGUUGCUGACCUCGAUUCCAUCCAGUUUGCUCUCAGGAGAGGCACUGAGCACAGCGGAUCCACAGUCCCAUCUAUUUUAAACAGGAUGCAAACCAAUCAGACCCCACCCACAUACAACAAAACUAACAAGUUUACUUCUGGCUUUCAAAACAUUGUUGAUGCUUAUGGCAUUGGGACAUACCGGGAAAUAAAUCCAGCACCCUAUACCAUCAUCACAUUCCCGUUCCUGUUUGCUGUGAUGUUUGGGGAUUUUGGCCAUGGAAUCCUGAUGACUCUGAUUGCUGUCUGGAUGGUGGUGAGGGAAAGCAGGAUUCUGUCCCAGAAGAGUGACAAUGAGAUGUUCAACAUGGUGUUCAGUGGUCGAUACAUCAUCCUGCUGAUGGGGCUCUUCUCCACCUACACGGGCCUCAUCUACAACGAUUGCUUCUCCAAGUCCCUCAACAUGUUUGGUUCCUCCUGGAGCGUCAGGCCAAUGUUCAAUAAAGCCAACUGGUCAGAUGCUUUGCUGGAGACCACCCCCCUGCUGCAGCUGGAUCCUGCUAUCCCAGGGGUGUUUGGUGGGCCCUACCCGUUUGGCAUUGACCCAAUCUGGAACAUUGCCAGCAAUAAGCUGGCUUUCCUCAAUUCCUUCAAGAUGAAGAUGUCUGUGAUUCUUGGCAUUUUCCAGAUGCUCUUUGGUGUUGCAUUGAGUCUCCUCAACCACAUCUAUUUUAAGAAGCCACUGAACAUAUACCUUGGAUUUAUCCCAGAAAUGAUUUUCAUGUCCUCCCUCUUUGGAUACCUUGUUAUUCUCAUCUUUUACAAGUGGACAGCCUACGAUGCUCACACAUCCAAGGAAGCACCGAGCCUCUUAAUACACUUUAUCAACAUGUUUCUGUUCUCCUAUGAGGACACCAGUAAUAAGAUGCUUUAUAGUGGGCAGAAAGGGCUCCAGUGCUUCCUCGUGGUGGUAGCCUUGCUGUGUGUGCCGUGGAUGCUGGUAGCCAAACCCCUGGUCCUUCGGCAGCAGUAUUUAAGGAGAAAACACUUGGGCACGCACAACUUUGGUGGGAUCCGGGUGGGCAAUGGCCCAACGGAGGAGGAUGCUGAGAUCAUUCAACAUGACCAGUUAUCUACCCAUUCUGAGGAGGGGGAAGAGUUCGACUUUGGGGACACCGUGGUGUACCAGGCCAUCCACACCAUCGAGUACUGCCUGGGCUGCAUCUCCAACACCGCGUCCUACCUGCGCCUCUGGGCCCUCAGCUUGGCCCACGCACAGCUCUCGGAGGUGCUCUGGACCAUGGUGAUCCACAUCGGCCUCAGUGUGAGGAGCCUGGGGGGAGGCUUGGGCCUCUUCUUCAUCUUUGCUGCUUUUGCCACGCUGACAGUGGCCAUUCUGCUGGUCAUGGAGGGGCUUUCAGCCUUCCUCCACGCUCUGCGCUUGCACUGGAUCGAAUUCCAGAACAAAUUCUACACUGGCACUGGGUUCAAGUUUCUCCCUUUCUCCUUUGACAUCAUCCGUGAGGGGAGGUUUGAUGACUGAGGACCCCCAUUCCAGCAGUGUUAAAUGUUGUGUGUGUGUGUGUGUGUGUGACUGUCCCUCCCCAACACCAAGGGUGUGACUGACCCUCCCCGUGUGUCCCUGUGAGUUGUGUGUAUAGUGACAGUAACUUAUUGCAGCACCCUUGAGCGUUACCAUGGCAUCCAAAGCCAAAAGCUUUGACGUUCUGGGGUAACAACACUGGAUCACAGAAACUUUUUGUUCCUUAAGUUUACUCCCAAAGGUACCAAGUGCAUGAGGUGUCUGUUUGGUGUGCAGUCGUGUGCUCCCUGUUUUGUGCAUUCCUUGGCAACUGAUCAGAAAAGAAAUGGCAGCUCUGCUGAGGGGACGAAACAGCACAACAAAACAAACAGAGAAAAGGCCCAACGACCUCAGCUUGAGAAGAGUGAGGGCUGCUUUCCCUCUUGCUGCUGGAGGCAGUGGUGAGGAGUCCUCAUGCACUGGGACUCAGCUGCCUGAUUGUGGCCUGGGGCAAGAUGGGGAGGGAUGAGCCUCGGUGCAGACUGUCAUUGGUGACUGCAGGUACUGCCACUUGCAGUGAAAAUUCUGGUGUUUCUGGUUUGAAAUCAAAGUCCUUGAGGCACAUCAGAUAGUGUAUGUGUGGGCUGGGCAUUGGUGGAGGCAGCUUUUGCACAGAUGGAUGUACCAGUGACUCACGUUGUCCUGUGCACUCAGGGUCUGAGGAGCCCUUUAAGGGAGAGCAGUGGCCCAGUCUUGCCAAAACAGCUCCAUGGCAAGGGGGUCUCUGUGGUGUGUCCCUGCAUUAGCUGUUGCUUUCUUUCCUGUCCGAGCUGUCAAUAUUUCCUUGCACUCCUCAACUCGAUGUAGCUGUAGCAGCAGUGGGGUGUGUGUUAGUGCUGAGUGUGACUGCCACGUUCAGUUCUCGCAGUGGAGGCAUUUGUGUAUGAGCAGGUUAGAACCAUAACGAGACUCAUGAACCUGGAAGCAAGGAGGAGAUGCCUCGAGGUGCCAGGCUGCUUGAAAUUAGGUGAGAAAGUUAGGUGUGCCUUGCACACUGCAAUGUGCACAUGUGUGGGCCACAUGCGCUGCACUUGGGCAGGCCCUGGGCACUCACUGUGUUACAGGAGGACGUGGUGGGCAUUCACAGAGGUGUUUGCAGACUGAAGGGUGAAAUCAAAGCGUGGAGCUGUGACAUGAGUCCUGCUGUGUUCUGCUGCCUGGAUGAAACGUUGCUGACAGUCACUGUAUAAAUAAAAUGAAC